This is a messenger RNA of Neopelma chrysocephalum (saffron-crested tyrant-manakin), 832 nucleotides long. RefSeq lists its product as uncharacterized. The coding region runs from base 110 to 832 and encodes 240 amino acids. Lineage: Eukaryota; Metazoa; Chordata; Aves; Passeriformes; Pipridae. The record is from RefSeq and is a predicted model, not a curated record. The transcript has 7 exons.
GACACAAGAACAGGACCGCGCCCGUGGCCGCUUCCGCAGGGCAGCACAGGCCGUUCUGAAGUUCGUGGGCAUUCGGCGUCGGAAGACCAGGAUCACACCGACCGAGGUCAUGGCACAGCCUGACCCCACGCCGAGUGAGCUGACGGCCAAGGCUGACGGCGCAACGCCCCAGGGCGAGGCAGACACUGACAUCGCAGCCGUUCAGCGCCUGCCCAAUGCUCCUGCUCUGGCCAUUCCUGGGGAGAGAGUUGUCUCUGUGGAAGAAGCCAUGAAGCCAGAGAGAGACACAGAGCAGAGACCCCCCAGGGUGCCCAAGCUGGCCUGGCUGAAGGAGGGGGAGGAGGAAGGCCCUGGAGCUGCCCCAUCCCAGCAGCCUGAAGAGGCGGAGCAGUCCCAGCCCCUGCAGGAGGAUCCAGGCCGGGACCGGACACAGGAGCAGGACCGCCCCCGUGGCCGCUUCCGCAGGGCAGCACAGAUGGUUUGCCAAUUCACCAGGCGCAUUUGGAGGGAAGAGACCAUCGCCAUGGGCGCUGGGGGCAUGGCAAACUCUGACCUCUGCAGUGCCGAAACCAGUGCUGCCCUGCUGGAUUUGCUGGUGGAGAAUGGUGUCUCCAGUGCCAAGAAAGUGCCGGCCUUGGUCAGGUACAUCCACCGGUGGCUGACGGCCAAUGUGGCUGCUGAGCGCAGACUCGACAAGACUCUGCUGGCUCUGGUCAAGGCACACCCUGUGGAUGUGGUGGUGACUCUGCUGCGCUGGGCCCCAUCGUGUGACAGGUGCUGUGGCUCUGUCACCUGGGAGUGGGAAGUGCCCAGGCCGUGGCACUGUGGCUGA